This is a messenger RNA of Haliotis rufescens (red abalone), 989 nucleotides long. RefSeq names its product von Willebrand factor A domain-containing protein 2-like. The transcript is spliced from 5 exons. Gene Ontology annotation, molecular function: calcium ion binding. The coding region runs from base 152 to 943 and encodes 263 amino acids. The record is from RefSeq and is a predicted model, not a curated record. NCBI's taxonomy places the organism in Eukaryota, Metazoa, Mollusca, Gastropoda, Lepetellida, Haliotidae.
GACAUGACAAUUUGCCAUCCAGGAUCACACAUUUCAUCUAGAGUGGGGCCAGCCAAGCUAUUUCAGUGGCUACACAUGAUUCACGUCAACUCCAGCAUAUAAAACCAUUCCGUCACUUGCAGCAGCACCACACUGGGUACAACUCUUGACAAUGGAGAAGGAUCCGAUAAGACUGCUGCUUCUCCUGCUGAUUUGUCACCGGGGCUACAGUGCGCCCCGCAAUGUGGCCUGUAAAGUACUGGAACCUUGUGCUAAUGGGGGCACAUGCACGCAGAUAGACGCCGACUACACGUGCACCUGUCCGCCUGGUUUUACGGGUGAUCACUGUACAGUCUACACUGACCUGAAGCUAGACAUCCUGAUUGUAGACGAUGUUUCACGCUCCAUCGGCAAACCCAACUUUGACGAAAUGAAACGAUUCCAAGAGAGUAUGGUAAACUCUACCACCAUAGGCCGUGAUGCUGUUAACGUUGCAUUGAUAGCGUUUUCUUCAAACGCUAGAGUGGUAUUCAGAUUCAAUGAGCAUAGCAACAACAAGUCGGGCGUUCUGGCAGCUCUCAAACAGCAGACAUACGAAGAGGGUCCUUCUACGAACAUCGGCGAUGCCAUCAAGCUGGCUACAAGUACAAUUUUCAACGGCGACCGCAAUGACGCUGACAACAAGGUCAUCAUGUUUACCGAUGGGUACACCACAAGGGAGGACCGGGAGGCCAUUGCUGCCAGUAUUGGUGAUCUGAAAGCCAAAGCUGAGGUAUUUGUUGUUGCUAUCUCCCAAGUAGAUGCCAAUUCCACAAUCCACCUAAUUGCAUCGAGACCUUACUACAUCUUCCCGAUUGGCUCCCCUGAUGCAGUCAGUGCUCUUCUACAGAAGAUGAUGGCUGGUGCUGUCCUGUCGCAGAACAGCUUCGCCCAGCCGCCCAGAAAUGAAAUUUACAAGGGAUGAAAUAGCUGCACUAAAUGUUAUUUCGUAACCAAUAAAUGGUCUGCAU